CCACACUCGGCUACUCGAAAGCAUGGAAACUUUCUGCGAGCUGUGCUUUUAGGCACGGCUGUUUACAACCCGACCGCACGUAUUCAGAUGCCCUUCGAAAAUUUCGCACAGUUCGUCGGGAUUUGGAAACCCACAUGAAUUCAUUAUCGAAGGCACCAUCCGCGUUUUGAGGCACUUCGAUGUCAUGUCUGUUCAAGUGUCGCUGUAGAAGUUCUCGCAACGAAGUGUCGUCGGGAGAAGACAUCCGAACCAAUGACGAAUCACUUUACCAGCAUUUGUCGGAGGCCUCCAACUUUUCUGAGGCAAUUCCACUUGUGCAGAAGAAUCCCGACAUGAUCAAGUAUGAAGCUAGCGUCGGCAACUUUGAACUCUUGUCUGUGAUUGGGAGGGGAUUCAACAGUACAGCAAUUGUCUCGCUUUCUAAGCACAUUCCUUCUGGCCAUCGACUUGCGGUAAAACGAACAAACUUGGAUGCCUUAGGUGUGGACAUUGCACAAGUGGAGCACGAAAUAUGGGUGACGAGGCAGCUGAGGCAUGAGAACAUCAUCCCCUACUUCUGCACAUUUGUUAAGGGCAACGAAAUAUGGGCUGUCAUGCCCGUCAUGACAUACGGGUCGGUGAGGGACAUCCUAAAUACUCAUUUUCCAAUGGGCCUCCCAGAGUAUGCGGUGUCAUUCAUCUUGAGGGACCUGCUCUCUGCACUUCACUACAUUCAUGUUCGGGGCUACAUUCACAGGAGCAUCAAGGCCAGCCACUUGCUUCUGUCUAGCAAAGGCAGAGUGAUGCUGUCAGGGUUCCGCUACUCCUGCAACGUCAUAGUUAAUGGACGCUGGCAGUCAAGGAUCCACGCUUUCCCCGAGAAUGCAGUCAAUACCCUCAACUGGCUGAGUCCUGAACUUCUAGAACAGAACCUGAUGGGGUACAACUCGAAGUCGGAUAUCUACAGCGUCGGGGUCACCGCCUUUGAGCUGGCCAAUGGUGUGGCUCCGUUCACGGGCAUGGCACCCACCCAGAUGCUGCUGGCCAAGCUGCGAGACCUCGUGCCCAGGCAGGCGAGCAGCGCCCUCUGUGACGGGACUGCUGUCAAGGCAUCUAGCCAAGAUAUGUGCAAGCCAAGUGGGGAAAGUUCUUCAAAGGCCAACCUUUUUGGGAGUGAUUUUUCAUCUUUUACUUCACUCUGCUUGCAAAGGGAUCCAACGCUAAGGCCAUCUGCCCAGCAACUUUCAUCACAUAGUUUCAUCAAACUCUGCCGCAAGUCAUCCGCUUCACUGCCAGAGAUCAUUUCUGUGGUCACUCCAAGGUCUGGUGUUCCAAAAGAAGAUGAAGGUGAAGCCAGGAGCAACAAGAGCGAUGAAAUUGUCUGGACCUUCUAGUCUCCCCGGAUGGACAGCAUGUGUUUGUGUGCAAGUGUGUGUGCAUUUGCAGCACUUGUUGCUGCGAGACUUUUUUUUUUUUUUUUUUGUAAAUCCAUUGUGUGCAAGCACAUCAUCUUUAUAAAGCAUGAAUGUCAAACUGUAAAUAUUCCAUCGGCUAGCCAGGAUUAGCGGCGAAUACUUGAAAGCCAUGUGCCGUUUUUUUGUUGUUUUUUUUCUUUCCCCUCAUUGCUGGACAGGGGUAGCAUUUGUUCAGCAGCACUAUUUUAGGAAGAGGACAUUUUUCUGACUGGCAACACUGAUUAAAAGCCAACUGUUAAGGUUACAAGGAAGGCUUUUUCUUAUAAUGGUUACAGAAAAUUUGAGCCUAAUCUCAUAGAUUUAAUUAGCCGUAAAAUGUAUGCCAAUAGACCCUCAAAGCGGCCAACUCUUCUGUCAAUAUAACUUGGUCUUUGACAUUGGGGUAACAAUGGACUGUUCCCGUUGUGAAGAUGGUCACACAACUGUACAAGGAAUUGUAACUGUGCCUUAAUGCCCCUAUUGUCUUGAAGAAAAUGAACCAUGUAAAAAUGUUAACAAUAAAAUUUUCAUUAGUGUGUA
This is a messenger RNA of Ixodes scapularis (black-legged tick), 1973 nucleotides long. RefSeq names its product STE20-related kinase adapter protein alpha (gene Stlk). Lineage: Eukaryota; Metazoa; Arthropoda; Arachnida; Ixodida; Ixodidae. The transcript is spliced from 12 exons. Gene Ontology annotation, biological process: protein phosphorylation. Gene Ontology annotation, molecular function: protein serine/threonine kinase activator activity; ATP binding; protein kinase activity. The record is from RefSeq and is a predicted model, not a curated record. Bases 180 to 1373 code for a protein of 397 amino acids.